UCACCGCAUGGUAUAGAAUACACAGCAUGAGUUUUCUGAUUUGUUUUAACAGGAUCUUUUGGCUUUGCGAAAAUAUGGCCUAAAGUCAAAUAGGUUAAGGCAACCUUAAUAUUACAAUUACUUAAGAUUCUCUUAAUUGGCUCUGUGACACCUUGAAUGUAUGGAACUAUUGCAUAACCUUAACAGAAGUAUCACCCUCGGAUUGCAAUGAACGAUUAACAAACUAAAAGUGAUAUUUUUAGGCGAUUUCUUAUUUGUAAGAAUAUUCUUAAAAAAUUACCAUGGCCAUGUUACCAUGACAACUACUUUAGAUACUUCAUGUUCGGAAAAUACAAUGGUUUUGUCAGCAAGGCGAGGGUUUCUGCAUGCAUGUAUUUUCUAGUAUAUGUGGUACUCUGCAUCACGCAUCGAGUUCGAACCAUUGUCGAUGGACAAUUUCAUCCCUGGAACCCCAAUGUCAUUAAAAAUACUUCAAUUGUUCUCCAAAAAUGCUUUUUAAUGGCGAAAUUACAAACGUAACUGUCACCAAGUUUUCACAAUAUUGAAACCAUGAGAAUUGUCGUAAAUAUUAGUCUCAACAAUCCUCUGUACAUGAGUCUGCCACUUGACGAGUUUCUCAAUCAAUUCAUCUUCCAGCCAAUUGAAAACGUGCGUUGUCUGAAAAAUUUGUGAAUAGCAUAUCCGCAGUGCCUUUUUCGGCCCCCUCCCUUUCGCGUUCGCUUGUUCUCCCGUGGGAAAGCUGCUCGACAUUUAGCCUCAUUUAUGUGAUUCCCACAGGUCAUGCAAUGAUCAGUUGAUCAGCGGGAUCGAUCCGCAGCCGCGGCAAAUGAGUCAAGUAAAGUUUUUCUCUGAUCUUUUGGUAUGGAUUGUCAUUCAGACUAGCAACUAAUACCCUUUUGUGGCUUCAAUUUACAGAUGCUUUUGUCUCGGAAAAUAAAAAUAAAUCCAUCUUCCGUCCGUCCGUCUGUCUGUCUAUCUAAUUUUUCAUUAUUAUAAUUUCCUUAUCUGUCCGCAUGUUUCUUUGUUCAGUUCAAUGUGCUGCGACGUCGGACUCUGAAUUCAAAGAUUUUAACGAUGUUCUUUUGCUGACAGUGAACGACAUAGAGUUUAAUGAAGCGCAAAAAAUAUUAAAUAAUGUCGAAAUACAAAGCAAGAAAGACGAAGGUGACAAAAACUGUUGCUUUGGAGAAAUAGGUAGUAAUAAAGUGACGCUCUUGAAAGUUCCAUCCUUCGGCAAGACCGACACUUCGUCAAGCCAAACCGUUCUUCUUUAUGAAACAAUCCAACAACUUAAACCGAAAGCCAUUGUUUUUCUGGGAGUAUGCGAUGGUGUAAGGAAAGAAGCACAUUCUCUUGGUGAUGUCGUGGUGUCAUCACAAGUUUACUUCCUCGGGCAACAGGAUGACGGUUUGUCAAAUUUUGAUCGUACAACGUGUGACUCUAAUUUGGGAUUCGUGCGUUUGUUCGACCGUGGGAAAUUUGCGUGGUUUGGUCCUUGUGAAAAUGUGUUAGUUCCGAAAGUACAUGUUGGUCAGUUUACGACAGGUUUACAAGAUGGUGACGACAUAAAGAGGGAUUCACUCAAGGCGGGAACCAUUGGAGUAGACACGACGGCAAAACGUAGGUAUACUAAUGCGAGCGAUCGGAGUUAUUCCCUCGUAAAACAGGAAAAGUAAACGAAACCUUUUUGCUAAUGAUUGUGAAGUAAGAAUAAUUAAAUAGACAGGUUUUAAUGAAAAGACUACGACGGAACUAAUUGCAUAGCAUUUUGAGAACUUAUUCUCAACUAAUUAUUUAUAUUUAUUUAUUUUAUUUAAUCACAUUUACAGUAAACACGGACCCACGGUAGCUUAUAGAGGUGUGCAUCUGAUCGGAUUGGACGUUUAUAAUCCGACAAUUGCCUAAUGUUUAAAAUCCGAUCCGAUAUUGCCUAAUCCGAAUCCGAUCCGAGUUUUGAAAAAGAAUUCCAAUCCGAUACGAUCCGAAGAAUUCUUUAAUAAAAUAAAUGUCUCAUUCAAGUUGAAAUAUUUAACCAAAUAAAUAUAAAAGCAAGAAAUACAUGUCAAGAAGCUGACAAAGUGACGUCCAAUUGAAGUAUCAAACGAAUAAUGCAACGACAACCGCGAUAAUGCUUUGAUAAAUACAUGGAUAAUAAAUGUUUGCGAUAAUGCGUGGAUAAUUAAUUCAUUCUAUUUCGGAUAUCGAAGUCCGAUCCGACUACGUAACAACUUUAUCAAUCCGAUCCGAUCCGAAAUGAAUAUUUUGGUUCCGAAAUCCGAACGAAUCCGAUCGGAUCGGAUUCGGAUUGGUUUCGGAUCGGAUUUGCACACCUCUAGUAGCUUAUCAACCAGAAUCGAUUUACAUUGUUAUUGAAAAGAAAGAAAAAUAAAAAAAAAUGUUUUCAUAAGGGCGCGUGUUCUAAACAGUUAUAAAAAUAAUAAAAAUCUAAAGGCUCUUUUCCACUCAUCCCAAAAACCAACUCGCAAGCUCGCUGCGAGUACUUUCAUCCAAUCACAAUGCUCGAAAGUUUAUUCUAAUUAGAUGCAAUCACUCGCAGCGAGCUUAUGAGUUGGUUUUGCGAUGAGUAGAAAAGAGCCUUAAGGACAUGCAGGUAAAUUCUAUUUCUAACUUGGAAUAACUGCCGUUUCGCCAUUACAUAAGCAUGACCAAAACGGACACACGUGGAUAGUCAAGGCUUGUCAGAAACUUAACUUGCAGAAACAUUCUCUGAGUACAUUUGAGUUUGAGGCGAACGAACUUCUGUGACAUUUGCGAAAUUUGAAUACGCACUUCAACAUUCAUAAUAUUUUCUUGCAUGUGUCUUCACUGAGUUUAAUUUGAUAUUUUGUAAUUGGACUUGUGGAAUUUCCCCUCAUGCAAACAGAAUCAAUUUUAGUCCGUUUCUUAUAGGCGUUAAUGUCACCCUCGGGCUAACGCUCUCCUGUGCAACACACAAAAGCAUUCGAGUUCCGAUGUUUCUCAAAAAAGCGAACGAUAACGUCAAUUUUAUCGUUUCAAGGUGUAUAUGCAACUUGUCAGAACUCUGGAGUUCCCUGGCUGGCCUGUAAAUCUCUUGUAAAAUGGGAAAAUGAUGAAUUUCAAAAUUCGAGAUGGUGGCAAUUUGGUGCGGCAGUUUCAGCUUCUUACGUUCAACAUGUUCUCAAGAGAUUUUAUAUCCCAGACGAAAUUCAAGGUACGUACACGGUUACUCAAUAUAUGGAGGAUAAUAGACUACAAAACACCCUGAUUAAAAAUUUCCUUGUUAGUCUGAAAUUAAUAUUGUUUGGGGUAACUUAAUGUCCCUGUUUAAAUUUCCUGGUUACAAUAGCCACAUUGCUAGUUAAUUUGAUCACUAUCGUUUAGCCAGGAUUCCUGUUUCAUUUAACGAGGCUAUAUAUGGUUGAACUAACCAAAUUAUGUUAGGUCGAUUAUUAACUAGGAAUUCUUUGUUAAUAAUGGGCCUAACAUAACCUGGUUAAUUCAACCAUAUAUUAACCUGGUUAAGGUUACAGAACACCCUUUUUGGCGUUUUGUGGAAAAUUGCUACUGCGCGCUCAAAAUCAGUCCGAUUUUCAUCAAAUUUUCACCAAAUGUUAGCCAGUGCAUGCAAAAUAUGAUAAAGUUGUAAAAUUGACAAACAAUAAAAUAAUGUAAGAAUUAUUCAGGAAAAUAUUAAGUCGCGGUACCUCUACACUUUUGAGUUAUGUUACGUUCCUGCUGGUUUUAAGAUAUAUUUAUGAAAAUAUCAUUUUUAUACAGUAAAAUAGUUGUUCUAAAAAACUGUGUUCGGAAAUUUUUGUUUAUUUCGUCAUUCCGCUGAUAUGGCGAUUUCUUUGACGACUGCAAUAUAUUUCUGAAUCGUUUGUGUGAAUUGCUCCUUAUUAUUAAAAUAUCCAAAAUUAGAACAAAGCCGAACACCAUUUUGAAACUGACGUCUUUAGCUAUGUCCUGUGAAAAUUUGAGAAAAAUUCGUUAAAACCCGCAGGAGCACAACUCGUUUAAAAAUCAGUAAUUGCCGUAAAAUUCUUCGGGAGAAAAUUGAAUUUGAAUAUUACAUUUUCAAUGUUUUUCUUAUUGCAAGCGAAAUGUAUUUUAUUAAAUAACUCUGCGAGUUUUCAACAUUUUUCGUCCAAACUUGGUCAGAUAGUAGAACUAGUCUAAUGCUUUCAUGGAAACCAAUAAUUAAAACAAUUUUCGGCAAAAUUAACACUCGAAGGUGUUCUGUAACCUUAAUUCAACCAUAUAUAUUAACCUGGUUAAAUCAACUAGGGAUCCUGGUUAAAUUAGCCAGGAGUAUGAUCAAACUAACCGAGAAUAUGGUUAAGCUAUUAUAGUUGUGUUGGGGUAUAAUAUAAUUUAUAAUAUAGCAUUUGUAAAUUCUGAACGCUGAUUGGUUAAGAGCCGUGGUGAUAUAACUCAAUGUCAACACGGAAACGUCGGAAAAUUUCUUUCUUUAUGUUUCUUUGUGCUAUAUUAAGAAACAAAUUUAAAACUUUUUUCCGUAUUGAUAUACUGUACAGUUAUAUCAACACUCGUGGAAAUUGGAAAAACUCCAAUUGGGGAAACUCCACGCAAUUUCUCAUUUUCCCAAUUUCCACUCGUGUUGAUAUAACUGUAUAUCAACACGGAAAAUGUUUUAUAUUUGUUAAAUAUUAUACCUCAACUUCAAACUGUCCAAUAACAAACAGCUCUUGUGCCACAUGAAGUUCUGAAUUUUUACCCAAUUCUAUGAUUACGUAAUGCAGCGUUUGAUAGCAUUUGCUGGCCGAUAGGUCUAACAGUUGAAGGUUUAAUUUUUGUACAUGGAAAUUUCGAGCAAAAUAUUAUACACAAUUUCAGAUCUAAUCAGGAGCAGCUGCGAAAAAUACAACUAUUUGCCCUCUGGUAGGAAUCGAAACUGCGGAUCUGGAAAAGCCCUCCAACCAACUGAGCUACCGAGUCCAGUUAUCCAGCCUAUAACUCGGCUCUAUGUUAUAGUUGGUGAUCUACAUACCUCCGGGACGUAUGCCCCCCAAAAUACCAAAAACAAGCUAUUGCUUCACUGCUUUUUGCUCUUUCGCCCUUAGUCUACAGUGCGAAUUAAGACUACAAAUAACGGCUACAAUUUAAGUAUUUAACCGUAUAUUCCAUAUUUGACCACAGUGUUUGACAAGUCCGUGCCCAAGCCUUGCCUUCCUCCCAUGGUGCCCCAUUUCAUUGGUCGACAACAAGAAUGCGAAGAUAUCUUGCGUGUGUUGACGUCAACAUCUGCUCAAGUAGUCUCUGUAUCUGGACCUCCUGGUUUUGGCAAAACCUCAUUGGCUAUUGCAGUAGGACACCAAGUUAGACAGCUAGGACUACCAGUUUACUUCCUUUCUUUGAGAAGCGUCAAGACAGCAGAAGAGCUGAUCUAUGACCUUUUAAACACCUUUGCACAUGCGUCUGAUGUAAUGGGGCGAGAGCGUUCAAAAUUAUGCAAUUCCCUCCAAUAUUUGCAUCAUCUUCGAUAACGCUGAUGUCCUUUUUGAGAGUGGUGGUGAAACGAGCCAAGAUGUUUUAGACCUACUGGAAAAGAUAUUUUCUCUUUGCAAGAAUGUGUCCUUUCUACUGACCACAAGGACGAGUCUUCAAUCGGUGCUGGGAAGAAAAUUUGCUGGUCACACGUCUGUCGGUGUUGUAUCGCUGGACAGGAAAUCGUCACAAAUGCUUGUUCAAGAACUUGUCCCUCAUGCUGAUGAAAGGGAAUGCUGGAGAGUAGCUGAGGUUUGUGGAGACGUCCCGCUUGCCAUCAAGCUUUUGUGCGGUCAAAUCGUUGACGAAAACAAGAGUGCAUCUGAAUUCCUUGACCACUUUAGCAGUUCUUCAAAACCGAUAGUAGACUUGUUAGAUGAUCGAUAUGCGCCCAAUGAUCAACGUUUAAAGGUCUUGUUCGAGUCUUAUUUCAAAAGACUAUCUCGAGAAGAGCAAGAAGCGUUUGUUUGUCUUUCCGUUUUUGUCAGUGAAGUGUUUGGCGAGCAAGCUGCAGUAAAGGUCAUUGGAGGAGAUGAAGACACAGCAAAAAAAACUUUGUUGGGGCUCAAGACAAAAUAUUUGGUUGAAGCAAAUUCCUCCGAAGCAGUGCUAUUUUCUUUUCACCCUCUGAUCAACUCAUUUGGUUCCGAAAAAGCAGCUGUUGUCAUGAAAGAAAUUGCUUGCGAAGCACAAAAGCGAUUCCUGAGUUAUUACGUCAAGUUGUUUGAAGAUUUAAACAACCAAUUUCUUGCUGGAAAUUCCCUCCUCGCAUUCCACGAUUUCGAAUUAAACAAAGAAAAUAUAGUGCAUACUCUCUCGGAAGGUGUUCAAAACGAGGCUGUCUGUGACGCACUUUUCGAUGUUCUUUCCGAUGCGGAAAUGUUUUUGGGCACCGUUUUCUAUCUUGAACGUCGAUGGAUAUUUGAGAAAUUUUACAAUUUAGCAAUAGCCAAGGCAAAAGAGCAGCGUAAAUUUAGGGCUGUCCACCAACUAUUAAUUGCUAAAGCUGUUUAUGGAAUAACCUGGCAUGAUGGAACUAGUAGGACGAGGCCAUUACUAGAAGAGGCCGAAGAAAUAGAGAAGCAACAUCCUCUCCUUAUUUCAGAAGUUGUCAUGGGAAAACGAAUGUGUUACCUUGGUGUUCAUUUGCUAAUAUCUAAAGCGGCAGCGAAAUGAAGCGAAACUCUCGGAACGGGGAUAUCUCUGUUGAGUUCUGAAAAUACUGUACUUAAGGUUUUAUGCUCCCAGAUUCUUGCUUUGAUUACUCCCCAUCAGGAAAAGUCUUCCUAUUACCGGAACAUUGUUCUGACUGAAUGCCGUGACAGACCAUCCUUGUGUGCUUUCUUCAAAGGUAUACAAAAGGAUGUUUACGCUGACGAGAAAGAGGAUUCAAGUCAACCACUCAUUGAAGCUUUAACUCAACCACUCAUUGUGAUGCUUGCUUUUCUAAUUUACUUUAUUGCGGAUUGCUAUGACAUGAAGGAGGUAAUGUACAAACUUGGUUUGCCAAUUUCCAAGCUACAGAAAGAAAUCGAAGCUGAGGCACAAAACGACCGUCUAUACCUUCCACUACUCUUACUCGUUGAAAGCUCAGGAGUUAGAAUAAAGCAAGAGAGUCCAGCAGCUCUGCAACUUGCUCUUGAUAAUUAUAUAAAAGAAUAUGGUCGGUUAAACCCAGAUACAGCCGAAAGGUACUGGCACAUUGGAGAAAUUCUAUGCGCACAGAAGAAUUAUGACGCUGCGUUGACAUCUCUUAAGGAAGCACUAGACAUCAGAGAGAAGCUUCAUGGGCACAACUCAGAUACCGCCAAGAGCCAUUACAGCAUUGGAUUUGCUCAAUUUGAGAACGGAGAUUACGAGUCUGCACUGCAAUCGUUCAAGAAAGCUCUUGAUAUCACACAAAAUCUUCAUGGGAAAAUCCACCUAGACGUUUCCAAAACUUGUUUCAAGAUUGGAAAGACAAAGCAUUUCUUGAACGAGUACGAUUCAGCUGUGCAUUGGUACCAGCAAGCCCUGGAUAUCAGCGUGGCGCUCUAUGGAAAGGAACACCCAGCGUCCGCUGACAGCUACUACUACAUUGCAGAAUGCCAGUACGAAAUGCAAAAUAAUGAUUCUGCUCUGGAAUCAUGUAAGCAGGCACUUGAUAUCAGGUUGAAACUUUUUGGACAGGUCAGUGAAGAUACAAGCAGCAGUUAUGGUCAAAUGGAAAGGAUACGAAAUCAAUUGAAAGUUUGCGGAUCAUCUCUCGAGGUACAGUAA
This is a messenger RNA of Paramuricea clavata, 7749 nucleotides long. Lineage: Eukaryota; Metazoa; Cnidaria; Anthozoa; Malacalcyonacea; Plexauridae. The record is from the annotation of a GenBank genome assembly.